Molecule: messenger RNA, 689 nt
Organism: Carassius gibelio (silver crucian carp)
Lineage: Eukaryota; Metazoa; Chordata; Actinopteri; Cypriniformes; Cyprinidae
Product: solute carrier family 66 member 3-like
Exons: 4
Coding region: 1-453 (150 amino acids)
Source: RefSeq, a predicted model, not a curated record
AUGGAGAUGCAGAAACCCAUCCAGCCCAACUCACAUACCAGCAAAACCAAUCAAUCAGUGCAUCCCUCAUCGAGCAGUGUUAUACAACUCAAACCAAACAACAAUCACAGCAACGUCAGCUCUACUGUAAUGAUGUCAAAUCAAGAGAACUGGAAAAAUGAGAGGCAGCUUAGAUUUUUCCAUUUUGCCAUUGUCUCUCAGAGUUUGUGCACUUUCAUUAGUGCUGGCAGUAAACUGGCACAGCUUCAGUGUCUGUGGCACUCAAAGGACUCUGGUCAGGUCAGCGGCUGCGCUCUCACCUGGGCUCUGGCCACAUAUACAUGCCUGGCACGGAUCUUCACCACCGUCAUCACCACAGGAGACGCACAAGUCCUCAUCCGGUUUGUUGUCAUGAACAUGUGGGUCACAGUCACAGUCAUCUACUACACACCUCAUGCAGUGAAACAGGAUUAAGGAGAUGCAACUUUCUGCAUACAGUUUGUCUCUUAUGUAUUUUGUCUGCUUUUUUUUUUUGAAGAAGAAGAAGAGGAACUAAACUAGAUUCAGGCCAGGUGCUAUUUGUGUGUAACACUUUCUAUGUUGCAAUUUAAAAGAUUUAAGGUUUAUUGACUUUGCGUAAAUGUGUACAAGCAAAAUUCUUACAAUGCUCUGGGUUUUUCAGUUGAUUUAGUCUUUGCAAGGAAGUUUUA